Messenger RNA from Cucumis melo (muskmelon), 985 nucleotides. RefSeq lists its product as uncharacterized. The transcript has 2 exons. Bases 145 to 756 code for a protein of 203 amino acids. The record is from RefSeq and is a predicted model, not a curated record. Lineage: Eukaryota; Viridiplantae; Streptophyta; Magnoliopsida; Cucurbitales; Cucurbitaceae.
CCCUCCAAAAAUUCUCCCUAAAAUCCCUACAUUCAUUCAACAUCCCUUCCUCCCAAAGAAACCUCUUCAAAACCUCUCCCUCUUCUUCCCCCUUCCCCUCCGAUUUCUCCUAUUUGAGCCGCCGGAGCUUCACCUCCGUCCAUUAUGGAGGACUGCCUCAGGGAGUCCAUGCGUAAAUUAGCCGUCUGGUUCACCAAAACCUUCAAGCCAAUCAUGACUCACGACGAGCUCGAACCUAUCAUGGCUACUCUAGGCUUUAUCGCCCUAGAACCCGCCGUCAACGGCGCCGGAAUCUCCUGGAAAUCCUAUAAAUACACCGCCGCUGAUUGCCGCACCACGUCGGUUUCUCCUUCCCCGCCAACGCCGCGACUGCCGUAUCCGAGAAUCGACGGUCUUCACAUUUAUACUUACAGAGCAUUUCUCGAUGCCGUCAAUUUUUAUCUCGAGAAAUUUGAUAUCUCCGAUCUCUUCCAUAUUAGAGGUUUGCCAUUGUAUCGAAACCAUGAUCGAAAUAGGAAGUGGCGUCGAAUGGAUGAAGAAGGCGGUAAUUUUGUUUACAGAGAAGGAACUUUAGACCAAACAACCCUCAAUCUAUAUAAUUUGCAUAAGAUGAAUAGCCAGAAAAAUAAGAGAUACAAAAAGUACAAUAGUAUUACCAAAGAUGAAGAAAACAACAACGACCGCGGUAAAAUGAUUGAUGACAGUACUGAUGAAGAUUCCAUUUGCAUUGUUAGUUUGAAAGAUGUAAUUACGUAGAAGGGCGAUGGAACAAUUUUGGUAUGUUUUCCCUUUGGCUAAUCCCAAAUAUGUAUUCUUUAAUUAUUUCAUGUCUUGUGAGAGAUUAUUAGAGUUUGAAGUCAUACACAUUUUGAACAAAUUUUGCAAAGCUUGGAAAAGAGAGAGUAGUGUGACUGUGAAUGAAUUUUGAUGUGGAUAGUUUGCCCUUCCUUUGUUUACAAUAAUAGUAUGCAUCUUUUGUAAGCCC